CCACCGAACAACAGUUGCACGCGAGCACUGCUGCGAUACGGUAUCGUGUCCUGGAACAGCCUCUCCUACGGGUUCGGGAUUGAAGUGUGAAGUGUAUUAGACAUUGCCAAAAAAAGACGGUUCUGCUCUGUUUCACGGUUGGGUGAUUGUUCUCAAAGAACCUAUUAGCCGGUGUUAUUGUUGUUACUGCCUCACGUUGAUAACCGUAAUGACGAAAUUUGAAUAUUGUGUCUUGCCGGGGCUAUGAUGAUUCGGAAAUCGCGAUCUACCAACCGAAAGUGCGCGCAAAAUUGCUCUUGUGACGUGUUGAUUACGCUCUUGUUCUAAGUGGGCAUGAUCUACUCUUCAAGGAAGACAGUUAUCAUAUACAUCAUCAUCUUCAUCAACUCAUGUCAGAUUAUUCUACCCUAAUCGAAUUAUAGAAGUAGGUAGUUGGAUGUGCAAAAUUGCAGCUGAGGAUACUGAUUCUGAUUACGACUGGACUUGGGAAGGGUGUGUUUCGCGCCAAGAGCAACCGCGCUGCGAACAGCCAAGUUAUCCAAUUAUAUUUGUCCAGUCCUGGGAUAGUGCGCUGCUAACCUGAUCAUAAAGUUAAUAGAGUGCAUAUAAAAAUAAACUAAGAACGUCUCGGCGAGAAAGAGCAACGUCGUGUGGAAGUGACGGGGAGGAGUGUUGUUUCAACCCCAUCAAAAGAGUAGUGCGACCGGGAGCGAACCAAGGGAACGCCAUAAAGUGUGAUUAGCCUCAAGGUCUCGUUUCUGAGACAAAAUCUAUCAUCAUCAAACAGGACCACGCUGCUGUGCAAACGGUAAUUGGGAAGGAUAAAAGUUAUAUUGAAUUUCAUCUUGUGCGAUAGUGCGCGAUACUGCGAACGGGGUGGUGGCAAAAGGAUUGAACUGCUGUGGUGGAAUUUUGAGCUCUUUGAAGAAAGAUUAUUCGAAUGAAUUGACAAUAUCCAACGCUUCAGCGCGAGCCCGCUUCAUCCUCUCCUAUCCCGCUCGAUCCGGCACCCAGGCUCGAAGAUGAACAACAGCGCGAAGAUGCACAUACGGGAGAAUUUUACGAUGGAUGGGGACGCCGGGACGUACAGCGAAAACCGGGGUUACUUCAUCACUCGGAUGACACUACUGACGACGGUGGCCAUAUUCAGUUGCCUGCUGGUGGGCACAGGACUGCUCAUAUAUCACUUCGGCGGUUGUCAGGAACUACCGGUGCACGCCAGCAUAUGCGAUCAUCGUUUCCACUUUAUGUCCAAUCUUUCCCGGACACAUCUCGAGCACGAUACAACCACUGCGCUUUUGGACCAUGACAUGAGUACGGCGCCGGCGACGACACCAACGAGCACGUCUUCCAGCAGAGCCUCAUCAACCACUGUAACGGCAUCGACGGAAGUCAGCACUCACCAGAAAGGCCCAUCGGAAGCCCAUCCGCCCCAGGAGGACGACGUUCGGUUGCCAAGAUCGAUUGAACCGAUUGCGUACAACAUUAGACUGAUACCGUUCAUAGUGGAAGACAAUUUCACAUUCGCCGGCACGGUCGACAUCGAGGUGCGGGUAAAGGAAGACUGUGAUAACAUAACACUGCACGCGGUGGCCCUGCACAUACACGAGGCACACGUCCGGCGGCAUGAGCCCGGCGCUAACCGCGAUGACGACGACGGUGGUGGCAGAAGCACGCGGCAUUUGAACGAUGCAACAGGCAGCGGCAAUAAUGAUAACCGACAGGAGCACAGCGAAGUGGACAAUGCCUAUGAUGAUACAACCGGUGACCACGAUGAUGCAGGGCAUAUCCAAAUAGACAGACAGCUUGUCGUCGAGAGUAAACAAUUUUAUGUGCUUAUGUUUAAACGGAAAUUGCUCGCUGGCGAGCGAUAUGUGGUGAGGAUUAAGUACGAUGGGAUACUGAACGACUACUUGCAAGGAUUCUAUCGCAGUUCGUAUACUGCGCGCGGGAAUGAAACAAGAUGGCUGGCUACAACGCAGUUCCAACCGACGGACGCUCGUCGAGCUUUUCCCUGUUUCGAUGAGCCGGCACUGAAGGCACGUUUCACUAUCAGCCUAGCCCGUCCCAAGCAAAUGAUAUCGCUGUCCAACAUGCCAAGGAUGAAGACUUAUAGUGCACCGGAACCCGGCCUCGAAGACUACGUCUGGGAUGUCUACGAACAGUCGGUGCCAAUGUCCACGUACCUGGUGGCAUUUGUGGUGUGCGACUUUAUCCAUCUAAGCUCCGGAAACUUUGCUGUGUGGACCCGGUCGGAUGCUAUCUCGUCGGCCCGUUAUGCGUUGGAUGUGGGACCGAAGAUUCUCAAAUACUUGGAACAGUUUUUCGACAUCAAAUAUCCGCUCCCGAAGAUGGACAUGAUUGCGUUGCCGGAUUUUAGCGCCGGAGCGAUGGAGAACUGGGGCUUGAUAACCUAUCGGGAGACGGCAAUGUUGUACGAGGAAAAUGUUUCCGCGAACAGUAAUAAGCAGAGGGUGGUCACGGUUGUGGCACACGAGCUGGCACAUCAGUGGUUCGGAAAUUUAGUGACACCAUCCUGGUGGACGGAUCUAUGGCUCAACGAGGGUUUCGCGAGCUAUAUGGAAUAUCUUGGGGUAGACGCUGUAGAACCUGCUUGGAAAUCCAUGGAGCAGUUCGUAGUCAACGAGUUGCACAACGUGUUUUCUUUGGAUGCAUUAUCGUCGUCGCAUCAGAUUUCCGUCAAAGUGCACAAUCCGGAAGAGAUCAACGAAAUAUUCGACAAGAUAUCCUACGGCAAGGGAGCAGCGAUCAUCCGCAUGAUGGAUCAUUUUCUCACAAGUGAAGUGUUUAGGAAGGGCCUGACCAACUAUUUGAAUGAGAAGAAAUAUCAGAGCGCUGAUCAGGAUGAUCUUUGGACUUUCUUGACUGCUGAGGCCAGAGUCCAGAACGUGUUCGAUGAUGCAACUUCGGUAAAAGAGAUUAUGGAUACGUGGACGCUGCAGACUGGAUUCCCAGUUGUAACCGUAAAGCGAGAUUACGAUAGCAAAAGUAUCGAGUUCACCCAGGAGCGGUUCAUCUUCAAAGACCCCAGCAAUGAUACGCAUUCGAAGAAAGGUGAGGAGCAUCCCCUGUGGUGGAUCCCAAUCACCUUUACCACAUUGGGAGAAAGUGACUUCAACAGUACAAAGCCGAACGUUUGGAUGAAAGCGGAAGAUAAGCUGGUGCUGCAGGACAUGGACAUACCCAAUCACGAUUGGAUGGUUGUCAACAUUCAGCAAACUGGCUAUUUUCGUGUCAAUUACGACCACCGAAACUGGGGCAUGAUAGUUGAUCAUCUGAUGGAUAAACGGAAACACACCGAAAUUGCUCCUUCUAAUCGCGCGCAGCUGAUUGACGAUGCACUGAAUUUAGCUCGAGGGGGUUAUCUGAACUACAGUACUGCACUGAACAUCACUCGCUACCUAGUACAUGAAACGGAGUAUGUCCCAUGGAAAGCGGCUAUUGGAUCGUUGAACUUUAUCGAUUCUAUGUUCAUCAAAACUAGUCACUACGAUGUGUUCAAGAAAUACUCAUUGCAUUUGCUGAAACCAAUCUACGCCAAAGUAGGAUUUGAAGACCCCAAGGACAGCCCUCUGUUGACCAUUUACAAACGAGUUGAUGUGCUCACCGCAGCUUGCCACCUUGGGUACAGGGACUGCAUCAGCAAAUGUGUCCAAAAGUUCUAUGAAUGGAUGCACGAACCCCAUCCAGAUAUCAACAAUCCAGUUUCCCCCAAUUUGAAGAACAUUGUCUACUGUACGGCCAUCAAGUACGGCGAUCAAGCCGAGUGGGAUUUCGCCUGGGAACGAUUCCAGAAGACAACCAUUCCCAGCGAGAAGGAAACGCUUCUGUCCGCUCUGGGGUGCUCCAGAGAAACGUGGAUCCUUUCGCGUUUUCUGGAGUAUUCGAUGACGGACGCGUUUGGCAUUCGCAAGCAGGAUGUUUUCCGAGUGUUCAUAGCUGUGUCGAACAACGUCAUCGGUCAACCAAUUGCGUUCAGCUACAUUCGGAACAAUUGGCAAAAGAUGAAAGACUACUUGGGAACCUCCAUGUCUAAUCUAAAUAUGAUCCUAAAAUACUCAACCAAACGCUUGAAUACGCAAUAUGAACUUGAUGAGUUGAAAGAGUUUGCUCAGACUCACGUGAAGGAUACGGGCCGAACGAUUCAGCAAGCAAUUGAACGUGCUCAGGCGAACAUCGUGUGGCUGGAAACGAAUGUCGAUGCCAUCGUCCAAUGGCUCAGCAGUAUCGUGUACGAUCCAAACGACGAUAUGUAAGUGUUGAGAGGGACGUCAAAGGCAAAUGAUAUCCCCGGAUGUAAGUUUUGUUGUUCAUGUCGACCGAGGUAAAAGAUUUCACUACAGUGUGCCAAAGUAAGAAAUAUUUAGUCGCUGUGCUUUUUAUACAGAAAAUGCUGUGCACAUUAAGAGAAUGUUUCAUCACGUUUACUAUUAUCCAAAAUCAUGUUGUGGAACGAAGACUUAUACUAGUUAUAAUGUCGAAGUGGAAGAAACACCACAGGACAACAACAAAUCAUUUUUUCUAGAAUAAACUGCUAGAGAUAGAUUUAAUAAUUUUUUAUUAGAUGAUUAGUUAUUUAGGCGAUUGAAACAGAUUUAUCUCUUUUAAUCUUUUAAGAACAAAGAGUCAUUUUAAGUUUUAUUUGGCUUGAAUAGUCGGAGAU
This is a messenger RNA of Armigeres subalbatus, 4684 nucleotides long. RefSeq names its product aminopeptidase N (gene superdeath). NCBI's taxonomy places the organism in Eukaryota, Metazoa, Arthropoda, Insecta, Diptera, Culicidae. Gene Ontology annotation, biological process: proteolysis; peptide catabolic process. Gene Ontology annotation, cellular component: cytoplasm. The record is from RefSeq and is a predicted model, not a curated record. Gene Ontology annotation, molecular function: peptide binding; metalloaminopeptidase activity; zinc ion binding. The transcript has 12 exons. Bases 1023 to 4277 code for a protein of 1084 amino acids.